AAGUGGAUGACGCAGGAAGCUUUGAGCCACCUGCUCUCUGUCAUUGCAACAAUGCUGCCUUACCAUUUGGACAACGCUAUAAAAAACAACCUUUUACUUUUUCGACAAUCUACAUCAUAUCCGUCGACUGCUGUUAGAAGUGUUCGAAGCUCUGGUUAAAAACCAUGCUCUAAUCAGCUGGAUAACACAGUUGGAUUGGAGUUCAUGCUGAUCAGGAUGGCUACAUCUGUCUUGCGAACACAUCAACAUUAUUUCAACCUGUGAAACAUUAUUUCUUCGGGGGACCGACAUUGUUUGUCUUAUUUAGUUUGCGUAAUGGUUGUACUGAUGGACAUUCAAGCACGUGUGCAAACAAUGCGUGAUUAAAAACAGGCUAGGCAUGUCAGAAUGUUGCUUCAGGGCUCUGAGAUGGUGUCUGCUGCAGAAGAGCGCUUAGGGCCGAUGCGACUGACCCAGGAGCCCAUUCAGGUGUUACUGGUCUUCGCUAAAGAGGACAGUCAGAGCGAUGCUUUCUGGUGGGCGUGUGAGCGUGCGGGGUUCAGGUGUAACAUCGCACGAACACCUGAGUCUGCGGUGGAGUGUUUCAUGGAUAAACACCACGAGAUCGUCAUCAUUGAUGGGCGGCACUCACGGUACUUUGAGGCUGAUGCCGUCUGCAGGAUGAUCCGAGCGGUUAAGCCUUCUGAACACACUGUUAUAUUGGCAGUGAUGCCACAAAUUCCCUCAGAUCAGGAGGAACCAUCUGUCCUUCCUCUUCUCUCUGCUGGCUUCUCCAGAAGGUACCUGGAGAACAGCAGUGUGUCGGCCUGCUAUAAUGAGUUAAUCCAGUUAGAACAUGGAGAGGUUCGAGCUCAGUUCAAACUGAGGGCUUGUAACUCUGUGUUUAUCGCGUUAGAACAGUGUCAGGAAGCCGUGGAGAUCAGCAGUGAAGAUCAUGUCAUUCAAUAUGUAAAUCCAGCGUUUGAAAAGAUGAUGGGCUAUCACAGAGGCGAAGUGAUUGGUAAAGAGUUGACUGAACUACCUAAGAGUGACAAGAACAGCGCCGACCUGCUGGACACCAUCAACACCUGCAUCAAGAAAGGAAAGGAAUGGCAGGGGAUCUAUUUCUCACGGAGGAAGUCAGGGGACAGUAUUCAGCAAUAUGUCAGAAUCACUCCUGUGAUUGGUCAGGGAGGAAAAAUUCGCCAUUUUGUGUCCAUUAAGAGGCCUUACAGUGACAACCACAGACAGGUUCAUAAGUUGAGCAAAGAAGACAAAAGCUGUGGUGAAAACUCACAAUCAGAUUUCAACAUACCAAAAUAUCAGAACUGCAAUUCCUUACGUCACAAGGACCGGAGGAAAGAGUCUGUGGACGUCAGAUCUAUCAGCUCUCACAGCAGCGAUGCUCCCAGUCUACAGAAUCGCAGAUAUUCCUCUAUGGCCCGAAUCCACUCCAUGACUAUUGAGGCCCCGAUCACUAAGGUGAUAAAUAUCAUUAACGCAGCACAGGAGAGCAGUCCCGUGACAGUAGCGGAAGCUCUGGAUCGUGUUCUGGAGAUUUUGCGGACCACCGAACUCUACUCACCCCAACUGGCCUCAAAAGAAGACGACCCCCACACCAAUGACCUGGUGGGAGGGCUCAUGAGUGAUGGACUCAGAAGGCUCUCUGGGAACGAGUACGUCUUCUCCAAAAGUGCAUUACAAAACAUGAGUCAGAGUCAGCUGGCAGUACCUGUGCCAAUAAACGACAUCCCGCCAUCCAUCGCAGAGCUGCUCAAUGAGGAGGAAUGCUGGGAUUUCAAUAUCCUGGAGCUGGAAGCAGCUACACACAAGAGGCCGCUCUCAUACCUGGGUCUGAAGAUCUUCUCUGCUUUUGGCGUGUGUGAGUUCCUGGACUGCACAGAGGCCACAUUGCGUUCGUGGCUGCAGGUGAUCGAGGCUAAUUACCACGCCUCCAACUCCUACCACAAUUCUACACACGCUGCAGACGUUCUACACGCCACAGCCUACUUCCUGCGCAAGGACCGAGUCAAGGGCAGUCUUGACCAGUUAGAUGAAGUUGCAGCACUAUUGGCAGCCACGGUCCAUGACGUUGAUCACCCGGGGCGUACCAACUCAUUCCUGUGCAAUGCGGGGAGUGAGCUGGCGAUUCUGUACAACGACACAGCCGUCCUGGAGAGUCACCACGCCGCUCUCGCAUUCCAGCUUACUGUACGAGACAGCAAGUGCAACAUCUUCAAAAACAUGGAAAGGACUCAGUUUCGGACCCUACGGCAAGCCAUAAUUGACAUGGUGUUGGCAACAGAAAUGACUCGACACUUUGAACACGUCAAUAAGUUCGUAAACAGCAUCAACAAACCCAUGAGUGCCAUUGAGGAGACGAGCUCCAAUAGUGAAGGCAGUGAUUGUGAGGGACAGGCCAGUAUUCGCAACUCUCCUGAGAAUCGUCUGUUAAUUAAACGGAUGCUGAUUAAAUGUGCCGAUGUGGCCAAUCCCUGCAGACCUCUGGAGAACUGCAUCGAAUGGGCUGGUCGCAUUUCAGAGGAGUACUUUGCUCAGACUGAUGAGGAGAAAAGACAAGGUUUGCCGGUUGUCAUGCCAGUGUUUGACCGGAAUACCUGCAGCAUUCCCAAAUCCCAGAUCUCAUUUAUCGACUAUUUCAUCACGGACAUGUUUGAUGCCUGGGAUGCAUUUGCCAGUUUGCCAGGUCUGAUGGAGCAUUUGGCGGAGAACUACAAAUACUGGAAGAACUUGGAUGAGAUGAAAUGUAAAAGCCUGCGGCCUCCACCUCCUCCGUGAACCCUCAUGACUCCCUUACCCUCGGGGUCAAAGGUCAGAGGUUGAAUGUAGCAUCUCUGCCGGGCCUCAAAGAUUUCAUCCACUGAACACAGAUCAGCUGCCCUGUUUUCCCGACGACGCUCCAACCCUAGCGACAAUCGCCCGGUAACAAGGGUAAAACACAAACAAACGACAAAAUGAAUGCACUUUAUCAGCAUACAGUCCUCUUCCAGCAUCUUUUUACUUUCUUCACUUCUCUUUUUUUUAUCCUCUGUGUUCUUUCGGCUAUUUUAAAUGAUCUUUUUUAAUGUCUGACGCAAGAAGAUAAAGACUGAUCUUAGUCCAGCAGAGGACUGUAUAUACUAUAUACGCUAAACUAUGGGAUGUACACUGGGACUGAAACGUGUAUGCUCAGAGAGGUCUGUAACUAUACACUUGCACAUAUAAUAUUUACAGAUAUGUGGGGUCAUAGAUCCAAAUGCCAAAAGGGCUUUAUUUGGACUCUGAAGCAGUUGUAAAGGAGUAAAACUGUGUCAGUGGGACUAAACUACUUUGGAAACCACAAAGGACCCAGUAGAGAGCCAUGAGGCACUCCCUUCAGUCCAACCACAUUUUCCCCCUUAUUAAUUUGAUCAAAUCAAUGCAGAUGGAAUAUUUCGACAGAAUAUUGUCGAGAGAAGCAAAUGUCAAGUUGCCAAACCGGAAGAACUGAAGACUUGCUUGUAUUCGGACGAUGAAUUUGGUAUUGAUCAGCACUGAACACGAUUCAGUGUGUGAGAAUGUAAAAACUGCAACGGAUUAGCCUGCUGCGGGCUAUCGUUAUUCCAGCGUUUUCUGUAUCAGAACGACUCAAGCCUUUCUCAGAAUCCAAGGACUGGUGUGUAAUAAUCAAUAAUUUUGAUUUAAAUAGCCAAUAAUAACAAAGAAUAUAUUUCUCAGAAACACUGUAUAUCCAGACACAUACUGUAAUAACGUGAAGCUUGAUGAUGCGUGUGUGUGAGCGAAAGAACGAGUGUGUGUAUGUUAUGAUGUGCUUAGUGAUAAAUGUGAAGCAUAUGAGAACAUUUUACACAUGGCAGUCAACAUUCCUACUUAACGCAAUGGUCCGUACGGAUGCAACAUUCCCUAAUCUGUGUGUAAACUCCAGCACAGCCUCAUAACGAGACCACUGACACAUUGACAUUUGCUCAUGCUGACUGGAGAACUCGCACGUAUCAUAAGUAUUACACCAUUUUUAAGUAUUAUUUAUUUACAAAAUUGAGCUCAGCUGUAUAUCGCGUUCGUAAUCUCGGUUCUGCUUUUACCAUAGACGCACAUCGCCGACAAGCUUCAAACGUUCACCUUUUGUAGGCCAGAAAGCAUCCAGUGCCAAAGUACGUUUAUAAUCAAACACAAUGAUGAGUUUUAAACAGAUGUUUGGCUGAAGCCGUUUCGACUGAAAAAAGAA
Rhinichthys klamathensis goyatoka is the source of this 4204-nucleotide messenger RNA. RefSeq names its product phosphodiesterase 8B (gene pde8b). NCBI's taxonomy places the organism in Eukaryota, Metazoa, Chordata, Actinopteri, Cypriniformes, Leuciscidae. The record is from RefSeq and is a predicted model, not a curated record. Gene Ontology annotation, biological process: signal transduction; regulation of DNA-templated transcription. The transcript has 23 exons. Gene Ontology annotation, molecular function: 3',5'-cyclic-AMP phosphodiesterase activity. Bases 388 to 2778 code for a protein of 796 amino acids.